AUGACUUCUCAAUUGUCGAGUGGGAAAAACCACAUCAAUCUCAUGCGUGGCUGGCCGUCACCUGAUGUUUUGCCAGCUGCCAUGCUGUCAGGUGCCUGUCAGCGGAUCCUCAAUAAUCGGGAGAAUAGUACCGCUAUUCUCCAAUAUGGUCCAAAUACAGGUCAUCCAACACUGAAGAACGAGUUGGCAAAAUGGCUCGGUGAGCAUUAUAAUGUCCAAACAGACCCGAGUCGCAUAUGCGUCACAGGUGGAGCGAGUCAGAGCUUAGCUUGCAUUCUCCAGAGCUUCACCGACCCAAAUUACACAAAAGCCAUUUGGGUAAUUGCUCCGUGCUAUUAUCUGGCUUGUGGAAUUUUUGAGGAUUCGGGAUUUGCUGGAAAGUUGCGUGCGGUACCGGAGGAUGACGAAGGCAUCGACUUGACGGUCCUGCAAGACAACAUCAGGAAGCUACAACAAGACGAGCAGCAAAAGCCCCAGCUCAAGCCGGCCAAAUUGCCUGGUCCGACAAGAAAGUUGUAUAGGCAUGUGGUGUACAUUGUGCCAACUUGCGCGAACCCCUCUGGGAAGACUAUGUCGCUUCGACGACGAGAAGGAUUGGUACGACUGGCACGAAGACACAAUGCACUCGUAGUGUGUGAUGAUGUGUACGACUUUUUACAAUGGUCUAUCGACCCCAAAGAUCAACGUGGCAACGGAAGUGACUUGAGACUCCCUAGACUCUGUGACAUUGAACGAUCGAUGGGAUUUUCGGAUCAGGACCCCGGGAAGUUUGGUUACGCUAUAAGCAACGGAUCUUUCAGUAAAAUUGCUGGUCCAGGGGUCCGCACAGGCUGGGUUGAAGCCUCAUCAAAGUUCGUCAUUGGAUUGGGCGACACAUCUUCUACAUUGUCAGGCGGAGCACCGAGCCAAUUGUGUGCAGCGAUACUAGGUGAAACUCUCCGAACAGGCGAACUACAGAGGCACAUAGCUUGCACGGUUUGUCCAUCUUUGCGAAAGAGACACAAGCUCGCUAUGACUGCGAUUCAUCAAUGCAUUACGCCCUUGGGUUACUGUGCCCGAGAAACGAGUUUGGUCGGCGCUCAGAUUUAUGGCGGAUACUUUAUAUGGUUGUCCCCGAGAGAAGGAGUCCCACUGAGCUCCAAACUAGUCGCAGAUGUCGCGGUGAAAGAAGAGAACCUCGCUAUAGGAUAUGGAUGCAUGUUUGAAGUUCGUGGGGACGAAGGCAGCGCUCCGUUCGACGGUGACAUCCGAAUUUGCUUUGCAUGGGAGGCAGAGGAUGCCUUGAUUCAGGGUAUCCAUCGAUUAGGCUCCCUACUCAAGCGAAUGUUGGAAAAUCCAGCUCAGUACACGGACUGGAAAUCGAAAGCUGAUGAGCGAUCGAGUUUCCUAGAGUGCUACAAAUAA
Messenger RNA from Metarhizium album ARSEF 1941, 1404 nucleotides. RefSeq names its product aminotransferase. Gene Ontology annotation, molecular function: L-2-aminoadipate:2-oxoglutarate transaminase activity; pyridoxal phosphate binding. Gene Ontology annotation, biological process: biosynthetic process. Lineage: Eukaryota; Fungi; Ascomycota; Sordariomycetes; Hypocreales; Clavicipitaceae. The record is from RefSeq and is a predicted model, not a curated record. The transcript is spliced from 2 exons. The coding region runs from base 1 to 1404 and encodes 467 amino acids.